AUGGCCCCGUCUAAGCCAAAGGAGACCCUGCUGGAGCUAUGCACGACCACCAUCGCCCUCGGCAACGGAAUCGCGGUCCACACACUUGAAUACCUCUCCAUCUCCAAGCGUCCUCGACCCGGCUUCAAGGAAUGCGCCAUUGAGUUCCUGGAAUCUUCGCGAGCUUUGUUCCCAGCCAAAGCCGGACUGGCAAGAUCAAACGCAAAGUUCCCACCAGAUGUUUCCCAAGAACUACGAGAUCGCUUUACCCAAACACGCAAUGCAUUCUCCGUCAUGGACCAGAUGGUCAACAAGCUACUCAGCGGCGAGAAGAAGCAAGGCUUUGGGAAGCUAGGGAAGGGCUUUCGCUUGAUGCUCGCAGACGGCGAGAUUGAUAAGUUAAGACUGUGUUUGGCGCAAUGCCGUGCUGCAAUGAGUAUCAGUGCUCUGAUGUUCUCGUCUGUCCUGGGCGACGGCAAGCUCGACGCAGCGGCAGGCAUUGGGUAUACGGCUCUCGCAGCUAUCCUUGAAACAGCAGAUCCGACCAGAGCGAAAUCAACAUCAAGCCCUCUGACACCGCACGAGAUCGCCAUCGCAGACCUUUCUCCCGACAGACGACCACUACCACCCGCACCUCACAUCGACACGUACGCUCCGCGAUCAUCCUCAUUGCGGGAUGGGUAUUUUCCCAGUCUGCCCGAGGGUGCUUUGUUGGAUCGUCAGACAAUCAACAGCCCUACCAGUACGAUGUCUGCUGUAACACACAUGAAAUCGCCGUUCUCUGAUCGAAGUUCAGUAAUUGUGGGGAAUCCCAAUGACAAUGCCUCUGAUAUCACGUCAAUCACAUCAAUGCUAUCUCAGGAGAAUGGUGGGCAAUACCACGCCAUUGGCGACAAGAUACCCAAGCAACCAAUUCGCAUCAAGGUCGACCCUUCGAAAACGCAGAGAUGGACACCCAAGCGCAACACUGUACCUAUCUCAGAACAGUCUAAAGCUGCCCUCACCACGUCAAUCCAGCAAAAAGAUCACAAAACCAGCGAGCAACUACUUGACUGUGGUGUGCCACCAGAGGUUGGUCAUAUGAUCACUGCCAUCGUCAACCAUGAUCUGGAAAGCGUUCGCCUACUUCUACUGUUUGGUGCCGACGCAAAUGCGAAAGACAAAGAUGGCUCGACGCCGCUGUAUACCGCGACUGGCCAUUCAUUCUUCGAAGCCGCCCAACUACUCGUCAAGUAUGGUGCAGAUAGCAAUCUGUGCGCAGGUCCUUACGGAGAGAGUCCAUUCGCGGUGUCGUUGACCGGAAGCAAAAGCCAUUUCGUCCAUCUAUACUUGCAGUACGGUGCGGAUCCCAACCAGAUCAUGGGCAAUGGCGAUACACCUUUCACGCAAGCAAUGAAUAAGAGCACGCCUACUGCCCUCGUCGACCUCAUGAUCGUGUAUGAUGCGGAUGUUAACGGCAAGAAUGGCCGUGGCGAGACACCCCUGUUCAAGGCUAUCAACGACGCUGACAGACACGAUCUCGUCACAAUCCUGCUCGACCAUGGGGCUGAUCCAAAUAUGCCAGGACCUAAGAUUGUUCUAUGGCCGGCGGUGCAUCAUCCUCAGAUUCUUGAAGUCCUUCUUGAACGAGGAUCGGACCUCAGACGUGCCCCCGGUGUCCUGGAACUGGCAACAUCGAUCAACUCGCGGAGAGCGGUGGACUUGCUGUUGAAGUUCAACGUUGAUCUCAACGCCAAGAAGGAUGGCAUAUACACUCCACUUUGCUCAGCCAUUCGUGACAAUCGAGAGGAGCUGGUGGAUUUGCUACUCGCAUCUGGCGCUGACCCUAACUGUACUGCUCUGGAACUCCCGGUCUACAAAUGUGUCACGUAUCACCGACCACAUUUCCUGCCACGACUUCUUGCCGCUGGUGCGAACCUCCACAGCCCCAAGGGUGUUGUUGCUCACGCAGUCAAGCACAACGACAAAGAAGCUUUGGCGUUCCUGCUAAAGCACGGCUGCGAUAUCAAUGUCCGAAACUCCGUCACAGGACAGACCGCACUCACGACUGCCAUUAAGGAGAACCGGCUCGACAUGAUUGACAUCCUCCUUCAACAUGGCGCCAAUCCAGCGAUCCGCGGACAAGACUGGCCUGUGAGCAUGGCAGUAAAGAACCCAGAAAUCCUCCAGAGACUCCUCCCGCACAUCCCAACAACGCUGAUCAACAAAGGCGCCGUGGAAAUGGCCGUCGUAGCGGACCAACUCGAAAGCGUCAAGCUCCUCAUCAGCAAAGGCGUCUCGGUCGAGGACAAGAACGGCGGCGUCUUCAGCCCCCUGGCCACCUCCAUCCGGGAGAACCGCAAGGAAAUCUUCCGAUACCUGGUCGACGAAGCGGAUGCAGACGUCAACGCACCCGGGGAGCAUCUUCCCAUCAUCAAAGCCAUCCGUCGACACCGUGAAAACGACAUGAGCUAUAUCGAGCAUCUCCUCAUCUGUGGUGCGGAUAUCAACCUCAUGUACCGGGGCUGGAACGCCGUGCUUCAGGCGUUGGACAAUGGCGACAUGCAGAUCUUGAAACUCCUCGCUACGAAAGGUCAUCCGGACAUUUCUGCCCGCGACGAGCAUGGACGGAGCGUGCAGGAGAUUAUGCAGGAAAGAGGUCUUGAGGAAGAGAUGCAGGUUCUGCUGAGUUCGAAGCGGCCGAGUCGACGGUCGAGUCCUGAGAUCAAGGAGGCGUUGAGUUCGUUGAGGGAGUUGGUUUUGUAA
Zasmidium cellare ATCC 36951 is the source of this 2724-nucleotide messenger RNA. RefSeq lists its product as uncharacterized. Gene Ontology annotation, cellular component: cytoplasm; nucleus. The transcript has a single exon. The record is from RefSeq and is a predicted model, not a curated record. Gene Ontology annotation, molecular function: protein binding. Gene Ontology annotation, biological process: regulation of barbed-end actin filament capping. The coding region runs from base 1 to 2724 and encodes 907 amino acids. NCBI's taxonomy places the organism in Eukaryota, Fungi, Ascomycota, Dothideomycetes, Mycosphaerellales, Mycosphaerellaceae.